Symbiodinium sp. CCMP2456 is the source of this 609-nucleotide messenger RNA. The record is from the annotation of a GenBank genome assembly. NCBI's taxonomy places the organism in Eukaryota, Dinophyceae, Suessiales, Symbiodiniaceae.
AUGGCACCCUCUUUUGACUUGGGUGCCGUGGAUGCAGCUGCCGGAAUUUGGUUGAACCGCCUUCAGCGCCAGGACCUCCCGGGUUGCGCCCUGCUGGAGGCGGCACGGCGGCGCGAGGCAUCUGCACGGCAGCAUGCCGAGGCCCUGGCCAAAGCAGAGCAGGGCCGCGCGAAUCUGGCUACAGAGUACCUCGCGAAGGAGAAGGUCCUGCACGAGCAUCGGUUGAAGCUACUGGACGAAUCCAAGGCCGCCGUAGGUUCCGAGCAGAGGCUCCGUGCAGACGCCGAGGCAGCCCUGGCGGCGGCCAUGCGACAGUUGCAGGAAGCCAGGGAGGCCUUGGCCCUGGAGGCCUCAGCGCGAAGGAGUGCCGAGGAGGUGCUGAAAAAGCAGAGCCACAAGGUCGAAGAGCUGGAGGCCGUGCUUCAGGAGGACGAGACGUUAGCGAUCCUUGACGAGUUCCGAGAGAAAUCGGAGUCCCAACGUCGCCAGAUUGCCUUGCUGCGGAAGCAGCUGGAGGCCUCGGAGGAGGAAGCAUCUUCCACUGCAGCGGCAUUGCAGGAAGUGAGGUCGGAGUUUGCCGCGAAGCAGCAACAGUGGCUUUCUGAGAAU